Messenger RNA from Dentiscutata heterogama, 289 nucleotides. The record is from the annotation of a GenBank genome assembly. NCBI's taxonomy places the organism in Eukaryota, Fungi, Glomeromycota, Glomeromycetes, Diversisporales, Gigasporaceae.
ACACAGAUUGAUACAUUUUAAACAUUAUGAACAACUAUCAUAUCAUGAACAACUACCACAUUAUAAACAACUACCACAUCAUAAACAACUACCACAUCAUAAACAACUAUCAAAAAAAACUUGUACUGUAAAUAGCCCUAAAACAAAACCAGCUACGACUAUGAUUUCCACAACUACACCAACACCUAUACCACCAUCUUGCAUUGCUCUAGGCCAAAUAUGUCUAGGUGAUAGAAGUUUUCUAUAUUGUGCGAGUACACUCUGUAUACCUGCUAGCUCAGUCUUCUGA